This is a messenger RNA of Orcinus orca (killer whale), 5077 nucleotides long. It is a transcript of the gene RAB7A, whose product is annotated as RAB7A, member RAS oncogene family. NCBI's taxonomy places the organism in Eukaryota, Metazoa, Chordata, Mammalia, Artiodactyla, Delphinidae. The record is from RefSeq and is a predicted model, not a curated record. The transcript is spliced from 6 exons. Gene Ontology annotation, cellular component: lysosome; phagocytic vesicle; late endosome. Gene Ontology annotation, biological process: phagosome-lysosome fusion; endosome to lysosome transport. Gene Ontology annotation, molecular function: GTPase activity; GTP binding. The coding region runs from base 3175 to 3798 and encodes 207 amino acids.
AAAAAAAACCCUUGGAAUUGUUUAAAUAGGGAAGAAUUCGUAUCUUUACAUUAAGGCUUCCUAUUGGAGGUAUCUCUUCAUUUAUUCAGAUUUUCUUUGUCUCAGUAAAAUUGUCAUUUUUCUCAUUUAGAUGCUAUAUGCUGUUAAUCACUGCAACAGUGGUUGCAGUGUAAAUUUGGAAAAUCCUUCAGGAAAGUGAAUUAGCAAAAGUUAUGGAAGUGUUUAUACUUUUGACUCAGUUACCCCAUUCCUAAACAGUACCUGUGGGUUAAGGUGGACAAAACCCUUUCCCGUGAGUGAGAAUUUGCCCUUUGUUUAACUUUCUAGCUGUUUCCCUGGGAACCCCACUAAAGGCAGCGCGGUUUGUGAUAAAAUGUCUCCUGGUUGGUGAUUGCAUCUGACAGAUGGGGAGUGGCUGUGAGUACCUGAUCGGCCCCAGGCCCACUGGAGCACAGUGGCUCUCGCGCUGGACGUGUCCCUCGUGGGGAGCCCCCCAGGAAUGAGGGCUCAGAGUCAGAGUGGUGAGUCCAGGCCGCCUCCCUAUGCCUGAGUUGUCUGCGGUGUGGGCUGUCGCGAGGACAGCCAGCGAUCCGUGUUCCUCAGGGCCGGCGUGGCCUGUGAUAGUCACGUGAGUUUGAGCCUAAGAGACCUCCCCAGGGGCAUUGCUGCGGCCCAGGAAAAUGACCCCACAAAUGGAAGUUCAGAGCUGUUUCUUAUGGCGUUGUUUUUCCCAGAUUUUUGAUAUAUUAAACAAAAGGUAGGAAUGGCUUUUUAAAUGCUUAAUUCACUCAAAGAAAUAUUAGACACUGAGACUCAUGGAAGCAAGUACUGGAAAACAAGGCUAAAUAGUAACAUGGGAGAGACAGAAUACCGGGUUGUGUGUGGGGCUGGGUGAGCUCUGAUGGGGACUUGGGACUUCCUGGCUGUGCCCUCCGCCGUGUUCUGGGGGUUCUGUGACUGGGUGUGCAGGUGAGGAAAGACGCACAGGCGUCGUGCUCUGCUGCCCAGGAGGGUCAAGGUGGCCGCACGGGCCCACCUGCCACCGCUGUGAGCAGAAGCCUGAGAGGACACAAACGUGAGGUCUGUCGUGUGGGAACAGGAUGGGUGAAGUGUGUUUCUUACUUCCUUCUAAUAUUAUGAAAUAAUACUGGAUGCACCGUGAGCCUUACUAAACCAGGUCGUGGAAAUCCCUUUUCCCAUUCUCAAAAUCAGUGACUUAAACAUUCUUUAAGAAUUUCUUUGCAAAGCUCACCUUCUUUUCAUACCUUUCCUUAAUUUGCCCUUUGGAUUUGAAACUUGUCCCAACUGUCAUAAUCUGAUCUCUAGCCCAAAAUAUGGUACCAGACCUUGGGGUGAGACUCUUAGGUUAAGCUUUGGUCAGGGUAGUCCCCAGGGAGGAAGGUAGGGCUGUGGGUCUCGUGGGUGAUCAUGGGUGAUUGGGGGCGUGUACCUCUAACUGCAGAGAGAAAAAACCAACACCAACCCUAGAUCUGAUGGAUGACUACAGGAAACAGGCAGAACUCGGGCUUGUCUUAUGCCGCCCCCAGCUAGCACUGGUGGGCGCCUCAUAGACAGAAGCUAUGUCUGUGUCUCCAGAGACUGCACAGACACGAGGCUUUGGGCUGAGACAGCUUGCCCCAGGCUAGGUCGUGGUGCCUGCUAACUGCCUCUGCUUUGACUCCCGUCCCCACACCAUUUCUGAAGCUGUGGAAGACACCACUUUCAGGUGCGUAGGGCUCGCCACCUAAUCCUGCCCUGUGGGCACUAGCUCGUUCUGAUACUUUCCUUCAGUUUCCUUGUGAUGCCACCAGCUGAAAGGGAACAGUUGACAGCCAGGCAUCUGGAAGCCGAGGCGUGGAGCUGAGUUACCGCCUGGGCUCUGCGACUUACUGCUUCUCUCGCCUGGGCCUGCGACUUACUGCUUCUCUUGCUGCCUUCUGGACUCUGUUCUGCUGUUUAUUCAUCUCGGUAUUUGGCACACAUGAAAAUCAUAGCACCAACAUUUACUAACCACUUACUAUAUCCUAGUCAGUGUCCUGAGCAUUUUUCUCAUCCAGGCCUCACAUCACCCAUGGGAUGUAUGCCAACAGGUUAAAUGACUUGCCCCGGGUUACACAGCUGGAAAGUGGCAACGCCAGAGGAGCAUGGGAUCGGGAUUUGCAUGCUUAAGUCACCCCCACCGUAGGUAGGCAGUGCGGUCAUCCUCACCUUCAGGAAGCCAGGUGGAUAAAGGUGAAACUAAAGGUAGCUUUUUUCAGACCCAGUCUUGACUGUCUUGUCUUCCCAAACUAUGGAAAAAUAACAGGCUUUAUUUAACCCACAUCCUUACCUACUUUGCUUAAGUAUAAACGCUUAAUUUCCCCCAGCUCCAGUGAAGGUAGGAGUCGGAUAUUGCCCCGUGACUGUUAGUGGUAGUCUCCUGCCGUGGCUGUUUCAGCGUCUCCCGAGGACAAUGGCCAAGGCUAGAGGUUCUCAGAAGGCAUGGGUGUCAUUUCUGAGGCUCACGUGCAAUCAUAAAUUCCUGAUUCUAGAGGCGGUUGCAGCUCUCCUGGGGAUCAGCUGCCUGAGGAGUGCUCCUCUGGUAGUUUCAGUUAAGUCACGGACAUCGGGGGCCAGAAUUUAGGACUCCUGCUUUCUUGAAAGUUGUUCAUCUUCUGAAAGUUACUGGGUCAGGCCCUGAGGACUGAGGGGCAAUUAAGACAGGAGGUCGGUCUCAAUAAGUAAAUUGACCACGCGGUCACGUGGUGGCAGAGAGUUGAGCACAGAUCGUAUUGUCUGGUCGAGGCUGUGGAAGGCUACCCGAAAGGCUUUCUGGGGAAAGGUGGUCUCAAGAGCUGCGAAGUCAAAUAUUAAUUUGUGCACUAACCCGAUAUUUGAUAAUUCUCUACUUGGCACUGGAGAAUAAAACCGUGGGGAAUAAAACUGUUUUCACAGAAAUUAUUAGGAAAGGGAGAAGAGAAAUGAAUAUAAUACAUUAAAAUGUCAAGUACAGUUUAUCCUCGAACAGCACGAAUGACGCGACCCUGCUCGGUUGAUACUGUGGCUGCAGGACCGCGGAUGCGGCACCGCGGAUGCGGAGGGCCGACUGUUAAGUUAUAAGCGAUUUCCAACUGAGUGGAGGGUCAGUGCCCCUAACCCUUGAGAUGUUCAAGAGUCAACUGUAGUGCUUGAAGGAUGACCUCGAGGAAGAAAGUGCUACUGAAGGUUAUCAUCCUGGGAGAUUCUGGAGUCGGUAAGACAUCACUCAUGAACCAGUAUGUGAACAAGAAAUUCAGUAAUCAGUACAAAGCCACAAUAGGAGCAGACUUCCUGACAAAGGAGGUGAUGGUGGAUGACAGACUAGUUACGAUGCAGAUCUGGGACACGGCCGGACAGGAGAGGUUCCAGUCUCUGGGUGUGGCCUUCUACAGAGGCGCAGACUGCUGCGUCCUGGUGUUUGACGUGACUGCCCCCAACACGUUCAAAACCCUUGACAGCUGGAGAGACGAAUUCCUCAUCCAGGCCAGUCCCCGGGAUCCUGAGAACUUCCCCUUCGUUGUUCUGGGAAACAAGAUUGACCUCGAAAACAGACAAGUGGCCACAAAGCGGGCACAGGCCUGGUGCUACAGCAAAAACAACAUUCCCUACUUCGAGACCAGUGCCAAGGAGGCCAUCAACGUGGAGCAGGCCUUCCAGACGAUUGCCCGGAACGCGCUGAAGCAGGAAACGGAGGUGGAGCUGUACAAUGAAUUCCCCGAGCCCAUCAAACUGGACAAGAACGACCGGGCCAAGGCCUCAGCAGAAAGCUGUAGCUGCUGAAGCGGCAGAGAGAGCAGAGCACAGAGUCCUUCGCGCACCAAGAACACAAGUAGGCCUUCCACCACGAGCCCCUCUCCCCUCCACACAGUCAGUCAUCUCUCACAUCCAGCUGCCAAAAGAACCCCCAGACACAGUCUCCCCUGCACACACACACCCGACAGCCCAGGCCUGUGCCGGCUCCAUCGGGGUCCCUGCGUCAGCCCUCAGAUGGCAGCAGGACGGGCCGGCUGUAGAAAUCGUUCCGGUUUGGAGUCGGCCUCGGAGACGACUUCUUUUUGUCCACUGGAGAGAGAGAACUGUUUACAGUCAACCUGUGUCUAAUUAGUUCUGGUUUUUUUAACUUGUCUUGUGGUCUUUUUACCCCCCCACCCCCGUGAAGGCUACCACUUGGGAAGGCGGGUGCCCUGCGCUUCAUUACAGGCUCACACCCAGUCUGAUCAGGCUGAGUUUUGUAUGUAUCUGUUAAUGCUUGUUACUUUUAACUAAUCAAAUCUUUUUACAGUAUCCAUUUAUUAUGUAAUGCUUCUUAGAAAAGAAUCUUAUAGUACAUGUUAAUAUAUGCAACCAAUUAAAAAUGUAUAAAUUAGUGUAAGAAAUUCUUGGAUUACGUGUUUAAGUCCUGAGAUGCAGGCGUAGAGAUGGAGGGUGAAGCCUGUCUGGAUCGCAGAGUGUUUAGCCACUCAGAUUUCAGAAAUCCAGCUGGAGGCAGUAUCCUGUACAGUAGACACGAGAAUCAUGUACGCCUUUUAAUCAAAGACUUAGGAGCCAAAAAGCUUUUCAUCUCUCCAGGGGGAAAACUGUCUAGUUCCCUUCUGUAUCUAAAUUUUUCCAAGAGGUUGAUUUGCAUAAUACCAUGGUGUGUGCAAUGGAGAAACGGCUGUUUCAGAAAUAUAAAACUAUCAUUUUUCUUUUUUUUCUCUGCUCCACACUUUGAAACUCCCUUAUUAGAUCAGCAUCCACGUACAAGAGAGAAAGGAAAAGGAAAAUCCUACCAGACCUGUCCUAGGGACUUUACCUUUGUUCUGGAAGGUGCUCCUUUCGGGGCUGUGGCAUCCUUAGGUGAGCAGACCUUCUCUCCUUCUUCCCAGUACAACCCGCCAUGCCUUCCCUGUGUCCUGGGUGUGGAGCCAGGCAGCUGUGCCCCCAGGACCUGCCCCGCAUUGUAGCUUGCUUCUCAGAGCACCUCCCUCUCUCCAGAGGCCUGCAUUCUAGGGUGUGGGCCAAGUUCUUCUGUAAAGAGAUGAACGUGAUGCCAAUAAAAUGUAACAAGAACAAAGAC